AUGAAAUCUCACACUCCCAAUACUGUACAUUUACUGAAAAAUAUAAGUGCGGUUGACUCAAACUGCCUUCCCCCAAAGUUAAAGGAUCCUGGAGCUCCUAUUAUUUCUUAUGUUAUAGGUAAUGUCAUGAUUGAUAGAGCACUCCUAGACUUAGGGACGAGUGUGAACUUAUUACCCAUUUCUGUGUAUGAACAAUUUAACUUAGGUGAGCUUAAGUCUACUGAAGUCAUCCUGCAGUUAGCUGAUCGAUCAGUCAAAAUGCCUGGGGGCCUAAUUGAGGUAGUUAAGGUUGAGGAACUAUAUUUUUCGGUGGAUUUUCUUGUCUUAAACAUGGAGUAUACGAGUAGUGGAAGUAUACCACCGAUUAUUUUGGAGAGACCUUUUCUAACAACAGCAAAUGCUUGCAUUAACUGUAGAUCAGGAGAGAUGGAAGUGUCUUUUAGGAAUAUGAAGCUGAGACUUAAUGUGUUUAAUGCUGGUUUAGGGCCGAUGCAUGAGGACGAUAACGAGUUUUUCAUGAUUGAUGCUAUUGGCAGUCUAGUGGAGGCUUACGCUCCACAGAUGUUAUGUGAUGACACGAUUUACACUCUUGUGAAUCCAUUUGUUGAGGAGAUAUGUAGCUUGAGUGUCAUGUCAGAGAUUCAGGAGGUUAGUGCGUAUAUGGAUAGGUCACCCACUCUAGAACGUCGACCUUGGAACAUCAAGUAUGAACCCUUACCACCUUUAUCUAAGACAACACAUCCAAGGUCAAUUGAGUCUCCACUAGUCUUUGAGUUGAAGGCCUUGCCUAAUACUCUAAAGUAUGUUUCCCUAGGACCCAACAAGACCUUACCCAUGAUCAUUGCCGCCAACUUAGAUAGUGAGCAAGAGGAGAGAUUAGUGGCAGUCUUGACAACACAUAAGGAAGCAAUCGGUUGGUCGGUAGCCGAUUCGCAAGGGAUUAGCCCUUCUUUGCAUAUGUAUCAUAUAUUUUGUGAAGAGAAUGCUAAACGGGUGCAUGAAGCUCAAAGAAGAUUAAACUCAAACAUCAAGGAGGAAGUGAAGAAAGAGGUGAUCAAAUGGCUUGAUGCAAUCUUUAUGGAUGAAUUUUCUGUGUUUGGUACAUCUUUUGAUAAUUAUCUCAAAAAACUUGAGUUGGUGUUGAAACGAUGCAAAGAGACAAAUCUUAUUCUCAGUUGGGAAAAGAGACAUUUUAUGGUUCAAGAGGGAAUUGUCUUAGGUCAUGUAGUUUUCAAGAAAGGGAUAGCAGUGGAUAACGCAAAGGUGGAGUUGAUUUCUCAACUACCACCACCUUCGUCAGUCAAACAAAUUAGAUCUUUCCUAGGCCAUACAGGAUUUUAUAGGUGUUUUAUCCAAAAUUUUAGCAAGAUCUUUAAGCCUUUGUGUGAUUUGCUUGCUAAAGAUGUAACAUUUGUUUUUUAUGACUCUUGUAUGAUUGCAUUUACCAUUUUGAAGCAAGCGUUGACCACAGCACCCAUCAUGCAACCUCUUGAUUGGAACCUACCUUUUGAAGUGAUGUGUGACACGUUGGACUAUGCCAUUGGUGCUGUCCUUGACCAAUGGGUGAAUAAAAAGCCCGUUGUGAUCUACUAUGCAAGCAAAACCUUCUCCAAUGCUCAAUGCAAUUACACUACUACCGAGAAGGAGUUGCUUGUAGUAAUGUUCUCCAUUGAUAAGUCUUGGUUUUAUCUUCUUGGGUCUAGGAUAGUUGUCUUUAUAACGUUGCAGUUAGGUAUUUGUUAG
Pistacia vera is the source of this 1743-nucleotide messenger RNA. RefSeq lists its product as uncharacterized. The transcript has 2 exons. The coding region runs from base 1 to 1743 and encodes 580 amino acids. The record is from RefSeq and is a predicted model, not a curated record. Lineage: Eukaryota; Viridiplantae; Streptophyta; Magnoliopsida; Sapindales; Anacardiaceae.